Messenger RNA from Pecten maximus, 4167 nucleotides. RefSeq lists its product as uncharacterized. The transcript is spliced from 2 exons. Gene Ontology annotation, biological process: protein O-linked glycosylation via mannose. Gene Ontology annotation, cellular component: Golgi apparatus. The coding region runs from base 795 to 2021 and encodes 408 amino acids. Lineage: Eukaryota; Metazoa; Mollusca; Bivalvia; Pectinida; Pectinidae. The record is from RefSeq and is a predicted model, not a curated record.
UUCCGAAACAGACUUUAGGAUUACCUAAUAAUAAUGUCUUUUUUUCACGUCAUAAAAUGUUAGCUGUUUGAAUCAAAUAGGAGUCCUAUUUCAAGAACUUUGGAAUUGUGUGUUCCAUUUUUCGAGGACCGGGAAAUCCUGAGUGUUAUUCACCCGCUGCACGUUACGAUAUCGACUGAAAUUAUCAAGCAGGAAAUCUUAUUGAGGUGGUUACACAAAUGAACAGGAAUUACACGAAUGAACAGGAAUUCUUAUUUUUACAGAUUUAUCACAUCAGAAAUGGUUUCAAAAGUCAGAAGGUAUAUCGUGAUAAUUUUUGGAUUGGGAAGUAUAUUGACUUUCCAAAUUUUCUUUCAAUUCCAAUGCAUGAAAUCACCAGACUAUCGCUGGUCUGAAAUCUGCAACACGCCAGACUCAGAGAAAGUGGAUAUUUCAUCAAUACAAAUAAACGUGUCAAACAUCCCUCGACAGAUAUUUGAUGUAGCAAUGUAUCUCAAAAGCGCGAGGAUACACGCACGGGGAUCUAAAACACAAAGGGCAUUAAAAUAUGCAAGUGAACACAUGGACGCAAUACUGAAAGGAUUUGGAACCUCCUUUGAAGACGUCACAAAACGGAAAGUAUAUGAACCCAGUAGUAUGUGUCCCGAGUAUCACGAUGAUAAAAUUAAUCGUUACAGAAUCAGAGAAUGUUCCCAUGCCAAGCCUCUAGAAGAGAUAGUCACAAUUAUUCGUCUUGACCAUGGCUCAUCUACAGACAAAGUGUUAUUAAAGAUACGUACGAUAGAAACAUCCCAAUGAUAGUUGGUGACUACGAUGGGAAUGUUAAGGAAAAGAGUAAUGUACGUGUAAAGCACAUGGCAUCUACGACAACAGAAGGGGAUGCAUUGAAUACAUUAAUGGAAGAAGUGAAAACCGAAUAUACAUUGGUUUUAAGAAAUGUGACGGAAUUGGAUUCAAAUGCACAAAUCGAACGACUUGUGCGUGAGAUUGAGAGUCUAAAUGUUAACGCAGUAGGCGGGGCUAUCAGAAACUCUGAUAAUAUUUGGAGGUUAGGUUGUCAUCAGAGAGUGUUCCGGAACUACACAUUGGUAUACGAGGAAGGAUAUGAUGAGUCAAUGCACGACUGUGUGUUUUGUGAUCACGUGGACGGACCAUUUCUGAUAAAAACCAAAAUAUUAAAAACAAUCAAAUUUGAUAGUAUUUUGACACCAAUGGGAUUGUACGAGGACUUCUUCAUGAGACUUAAUACGGAAGUUGCUAUCUGUCCUGACGCCUUGUUUGAUAUGGAUUUUCCACGCCGUAGUGAGCUGACAAAAGACUGGGAGAAGUUUGGACGAAAACGGAAUCUUUACAAGUUAAAGUUUUCUUUUGGACUAACAAUACAUUUUGGAUGCAAUUACGCGUAUCCAUGCGAAAGAAUAAAAGGAUUUAUUAGAUCACCGUGCUGUAUUCAGGAAUUGGCAGAUUUAAUUUAUGGUUUCAUGGACAUGUGUGAAAAGGUGAAAGGAUCGUGUCAGUUGAAUUGUGGAACUGUCCUUGGAACAGUGAAAAUGUAUAAUGCGAUUCCAUGGGAAGAAGACGCAGAUCUCAACUUUAGGUGUCAUGACUUCACAAAAUUGAAAAAUGCCUCAUCAAAACUGAGUUCCAGUGGCAUACGGGUCGGAGUGGAACAUUUAAGUAAUUGUACUCCAACUGCUAUUCCGGCACAAUUAGGUGCAAGGUCCAAACACUGGCAUGCGGAUAUCUGGUCACGUUAUACGAUGGAAUCCUACGAAGUAAGAUCUAAACAUCGAAAUUUUACCAGAAUUCCAUUUAAUGGACGUUUAGUACACGGAAUGAGAAACCCAGUGUUAUUUACACGUAUUUCGUAUUCAGAUAUCUUCAUGCAUCAACAGCAUUUCAGAGAAGUUGGAUUUGGGAGGGUUAAACAAUUUUCAAAGUGUCCGAAAGUAAACGGUCAUGACUGCAUAGACAAUUACUAUGAAGAUGGAAAUAUUCAGUUCCGUGACCCGGUGGCAUAAUUUGUUUAAGCUGCGAAAUCGAUCAUGGUAGUUCAAUUGAGAAAAGAGCAAAUCACAAAAUAGAAUUAUUAUUUAACUGUAUUUGAUAUCAAAGAAUUCAUAUUUUACAGAUACGCCAUUGAUUUUUAGUUUAGAUUUAGAUUAGAUUUAGAUUAGGGGACAUAGUUUAGAGCAAAUAUAACAUAUUUCUCUUUUGUCAUUUUGAUUUUUAUUUCUACUUAAUGGAUCUUUUUCUAAGAAAUUAAGUAAUCAAUGAAGCUAACUAACUUACAAACUAAUCAGGUAUAAGUGUUAUCGCCCCUCAAAAUUAAAGUACACAACAUCCACCCUCAACUUAGCUACAAAGUAAAAUAACAUUACAAUUGUAUAAAAUCAUUCGGGGGUGGCUUGUUUGAAAGAAACAACUAUGAAGAAUGAAUGUUAGCUUAUUAAAUUAUUGUAUGGGAAACCAUCUUCACUACAUUGUGAAUAAAAUACGGAUAACUGCAAUUAAGUAACUUAAGGUCGUACGAUCUAACUGUGUUAACAUCAUUCAGGAAAAGAACGUCAGGUGGAAUAAAUGGAAAAAUAAAUAAAUAUAAAAAUAAACCCACCUUAAUCUUAUUUAUUUUUUUCAAUUUCACAUUGUUCUUGCUGUUAUUCUUGUUAGGUGUGGAGAGAUAUUAAUUUUACGUCCGCUACGCGAUAAAAAAAUCAUCGAUUUUUACAUUUGAAUCCCAUAUUGUGUAGAGACGGUCGCCAUCUUGGAAGGUCAUCUGAACCUUAUUUAGAUUUCAUUAAACGUUACCUUACUAUUCGGCAAAACCGAUAUGAACAGAGUGAAGGAAGACGCUCUGUGUUAUGACAUUAUUUAAAGCUUCUUGACUUGAUUUUUUUGUAUUCCGGUGCAGAACGUUUUCGUUAUCUAUUUUACAACAUGAAGGUCAUAUCAACAGAUCAACUUGGUGAUAUAUGCCUCUAGUUCACAAAGAGUGACUUGAUGAUAAGAGCUCAGGCAAUGGUGGUGAUUUACUGAGACUUGUCGCUAAAAUAGAUAUCAGCCUUCAAUAGAUAAUGAUAUAGAUGAAUGUGUGUUACACCCAGAGAAACGUACGACCGGCUGGAAAAUGACUGAGGUUAAUUCUAUUUCAUGAAAUUUUCUACCAGAUAAACAUUAACAUAAUCAUUAAUUAUUUACAUGUAUAAGGUUUAAGAAAAAAAUAAAGAAAAAAAAUAUUAUUUCCAUAGAUGUGUAUUUAGAGUGAAUGAAACGUAGAUAAAUACCUGCUGAGCUUCCUUAUAAAAUAGUUAAAGGAGAAAAACAGUAUGAUUUAUAUAGUCAUUCUGAUAUUUGACUUUCUGUAGGUGGAAAAUAACAAUAAACACGAUUUGCAGUUUACUUUAAAUUCCCAAAAAAAUAAAAUAAAUUAAAACAAAAUGAAAUAAAAUAAAAUAAAUAAAUAAAUAAAAAGUAGUUCAAGUGUGUUGAAGUGUCCAAGUUCAUCAUUAACCUAAUGUUUGCUUAAUCUAGAAGGGUGUUGUCGGGGCAGGAUUCACUACAGUCCACUAUCGAAUCGCAACGAUCUUCCAGUGACUGAUCAAAGUUAAUGUAUAUUUUGAGACCCUGGGAAUUGGAGACGUUUUAGUCUAUGACCAUCCUUCCCCUUGAAGGGACACGCCUUCUUAAGUCAAUUAGAUAUUGGGGUUGGGUUGGAUGAAUCCUAGAUAUCUAAAAGCAUCCCGUUUGUUUUACUUGCUAUGGUUUUCCUAUUCGAUACCUAGGUAUAUUGUGUCAAUGUUUAUAUUAUCUAAGAUAAAAUAAACCAUAUGGUAUUUCAAUGUGUUAUGCUGUUCACAUAAAAACUUAUUUACACCAGAAAAAUACAUCUAUGAUAUAGAUAUUCCAAAAAAUUGACGGUUGUUUAUCAUGUUUAUCUUACUCGAAUUAGAGGAAUAUGUUAAUAACAUUGCUUUUUUACCUACAAAUGUAAGUUUGUCUAGUUGAAAUUCUCCCAACGUAGCAAAUUAAUUCUGUGAACCGAAUCAUUACGCGACAAAAUAUAGUUCGUGAUGAAGGAAAGUUUAUUAUUAUUUUAGGUGCACUACUAAUAUCAUUUGUACCAUAUUUGGAAUUGAUAUAAUUUUUGCAAAAUAAAAUUUUGGUUUG